Molecule: messenger RNA, 1803 nt
Organism: Linum tenue
Lineage: Eukaryota; Viridiplantae; Streptophyta; Magnoliopsida; Malpighiales; Linaceae
Source: the annotation of a GenBank genome assembly
AUGCAGGGAGCCUGUGGCAGCAAUAAGGAGAGAUCCAGUAGUAGCGCCAUGGAUGCAGCAGCAGCAGCAGAUUCUUCAAAACCAUCUAUUAAGAAACAGGAAGCAGAACUAAAGGCAACAAGAGCCGAAAUGGCAGAAGUGAUGGAAGAGAACCGAAGGCUGAAGCUCUACUUGGAACAGAUAAUGAAGGAGUACAGAUCGCUCCAGACGAGAUUCCACGAGAUCAUGAAUAAUAAUCAACAGGACCAUGAUCCUCAUCAACAGCAGCAGCAGUCCAAGAAGUCAGCAGAUUCCGUGGACAAUGAAUCAGAUCAUGAUGCCAAGGGUGACAACGAAGACGACGACGACGAGCACGACCUCGUCUCCCUCAGCCUGGGAAGAUCUCCGAGCCGCGAGCUGAAAAGGACCAGCAGUGCCAACGUGGACGUCGUCAAGCUGGAGUCGUGCCUCUCUCUCACGCUGGACUACUGCAGGUUCCAAGGGAUGGGAUCGAGCGGCUUUGAGGGUCGUCAGGGGAAGGAAGAAUUGGGUGCAGCUGGCGGCCGCGGAGAGGCGGCUCGUGAUUGCUCGCCUGCGAAAGCUGGCGAUGGUGCUAAUAAUAAUAAGACGGCGAGGAAUGGAGAUGAAGAACAGCAUCAGAAUCCGGCUAAGAAGGCUCGAGUGUCCGUCAGAGCUAGAUGCGAUACCCCUACGAUGAAUGAUGGUUGCCAAUGGAGGAAAUACGGCCAAAAGAUAGCCAAAGGGAACCCAUGCCCUAGAGCUUACUACCGUUGCACCGUCGGACCCUCUUGCCCUGUCAGGAAGCAGGUCCAAAGAUGUGCCGACGACAUGUCCAUCCUCAUCACAACCUACGAAGGAAACCACAACCACCCACUCCCGAUGUCCGCCACAACCAUGGCCUCCACCACCUCCGCCGCCGCCUCCAUGCUCCUCUCCGGCUCCUCCUCCUCCUCAUCCACCGCCGCCGUCCCCGGAAACCUCCACGGGCUCAACAUGUACGUCUCCGACAACAACAACAACAUGAACUCAAUAUCAUCAAGACCACCCUUCUACUUCAGUAACAACAACAACAACAACUCCCCAUAUUCACCAUCACCAUCCUACCCUACAAUAACCCUCGACCUCACCUCCACCAACAACAACAACAUCUUGAACACGUCAUCAUCACCACCUCACUCCUCCUCGUCUCACUCAAACUACGCCAGAUUCUCCUCCAGAUUCGCCCCCGCCAGCAGCCUCAACUUCGGCGCCGCGUCAGAGCCCGCCACGUGGGGGUUGCAUAACGGCGCUGGGAUACUCAACUACGGCAUCGGCAACGUGGGCCGUAGUGGUAAUGCGGCCCAUUACCGGAUGUCCGGCCCAGCGGCGGGCCCAAGCAGCUCCUCUUCUCAUCAUAAUCAGUCCAUGUUGGCGGAUAGCACGAUGGUGGCCGCCGCGACCAAGGCGAUCACCGCCGACCCUAGUUUCCAGUCGGCCCUCGCCGCAGCCCUCACUUCCAUCAUCGGUAAGAACAACAAUAGUAGUGGUAAGGUCGUGACGUCAUCGUCACGGGGAGGUGGAGAUCAGCCGAGCUACUUGAUGAACGUGAAAGCUAGUGGUGAUGCGAAUACGGCGCCGUCUUCGACGACGUCGCUGUCGAGAACGGGUUCGUUGUCUCAUCACGGUCAGUCGGCGGCGGGGAGCGGCCUCGUGUUUCAGGCUCCUUCUUCUUCUUCGUCUUCAUCUUCGCCGCAUUCUUAUUCUAUGCCGGCGUUUACUGCGGCGGCGAGGGACGCCUCCACUUCUCCGAGUGAAGACAACUAA